AUGGUUUGGGUGGGUGUGGGGGGGGGGGGGGGGGGGGGGGGGGGGGGGGGGGGGGGGGUGGUGGGGUGGGGGGGGGGGUGGGGGGGGGUGGGGGGGGGGGGGGGGGGGGGGGGGGGGGGGGGGGGGGGGGGGGGGGGGGGGGGGGGGGGGGGGGGGGGGGGGGGAUGUUUGUUUUGUGUGUUGUUUGUUUGGUGGUUGGUGAGAAUGGAUGGUGUUGAGGUAUUGAUUACAGGUGGUGUGUGGAGAUAA
This is a messenger RNA of Dicrocoelium dendriticum, 249 nucleotides long. The record is from the annotation of a GenBank genome assembly. NCBI's taxonomy places the organism in Eukaryota, Metazoa, Platyhelminthes, Trematoda, Plagiorchiida, Dicrocoeliidae.